UGAAAAUCGGCCGAUCGGGAAAAAUUCGAUUCGUGCAUCCGAAGUUUGCUAAUUUUCAGAUUCGGUGCGAAUCGAAUUUUUCCUAAUAUUCGAAACGAAAUACACUUCGCCAGCCGGCAAAAGUGUCACUGCAGAGAGCUCCGCUAUUUCUGACAGUUCUGACAGUUUCAUUUACAGCGGUUGAAACAUUGUAUCUAUUUGUUUCCAUUUAGGAUACAGAUGUUUUUAUUCGGAAAUAGAUACAAUGUUUCAACCGCUGUAAAUGUGAAGGAACUGUCAGAACUGUCAGAAAUAGCGGAGCUCUCUGCAGAUACACUUUUUGCUGGACUGGAAUUCUUCUUUCUUUUCCUUCUUCUUCUUUCUUUUCAUUCUUUUCCUUCUUCUUCUUCUUUUCAUUCUUUUCCUUCUUCUUCUUCUUUUCAUUCUUUUUUCUUUUCUUCUUCUUCUUCUUUUCAUUCU
Messenger RNA from Staurois parvus, 459 nucleotides. Lineage: Eukaryota; Metazoa; Chordata; Amphibia; Anura; Ranidae. The record is from the annotation of a GenBank genome assembly.